UUUUGGUUUUAUUAAUCUGUCAAACAUAGUUUUGUAAAAAAAUUACUAAAUAAAUACAUUAAUUUUUUUCAUAAAAAAGAAUCUGUUAUUGUAUAAAUUUUAUUAGUGAAUUUUCGGGCUUAAAAUGGAAUUCAAGUCCUAGACAAAAUAGUUAUUUGAAAACAAAAGAAACUUCAUUCUUAAGCAGACGAUAGAAAAUUUUUCAAUUAAAUGAUUUGCGCAAGCCCUUACGCUGUCAAUUCUUGAAAAAUUUAUUUUUUAUGUCAUGGUUUUUCAUUAGGAUAUUGUUUUAUAAGAAAUUUCGUGUAUUAAAAUAAAUUAUCAGAAAAUCCUAUUAUUAAAAUGUCAUUUCAUCCGCGAUGUGGUCGACGAGUUACUCUGACGAAUUCAAAUCGCACAGCAAUGCGAAAUAUUUCUGAUUUUAAUCAUGGGUUAGUUUUAAGUGCAGAGCCUUUAAUGGAUGAUGUCCUUUUUGAGGUCACAAUAGAUUUAAAAAACCAUAACUGGAGCGGCAGCAUCGAAAUUGGUGUUACAACAGAAAACCCAGAAAAUAUCGAAUUACCAUCUUGUGCAACUAAAAUGAGAACUGGAACAUGGGUUAUGUCUGGAAUUAGUGUUCUUAAAGAUGGAAUGAGUUUAAUAGAAUUUUACGGAACUGAUUUAGAUUCUUUAGCAGAAGGUGAUCAAGUCGGAGUUAUGAGAACAUCAAAAGAUGAAUUGAUAUUUUAUAUAAAUGGGGAGUCACAAGGAGUGGCUGAAACUAAUAUUCCGAAAACAGUUUGGGCCUUAAUUAAUUUAUAUGGAAGAUGUGUUCAAGUGACAGUUUGUCCAUCUGACUCUUUAGAGUACUCAAAUGCUGGAGCAGGUUGUAUAGCAAAUAAUAUUGGGCUAAAUGAAGCUAGCGGUACAUCAUUACAAGUUUCUUCAACACAAAGCCUAGACAUUCCAAUUGAUGUAUCUGUUACAACUUCAAAUUGUUCUAUCCCAGGUAUUUCAGGUGCAACAACUAGUCAAAUAGGUGACUUUAUAGAUAUGAAUGAUCGCUUAAGAUUUCAUACAAGAUGUGGUUCAUUAGUAAAACUCUCUCCAAAUUAUAGAACAGCUGAGCGACGUCGACCGCUGGACGAGUUUAAUAAUGGAGUUGUUAUGACACAUCGUCCUUUAAAAGACAAUGAGUUAUUUGAAAUUCGAAUAGAUAAAUUAGUUGACAAAUGGUCAGGGAGCAUUGAAGUUGGGGUUACUGCACAUAAUCCACUAGCCUUACAUUUUCCUGCAACAAUGACAAACAUGAGAAGCGGAACUAUUAUGAUGUCUGGUUGUGGUAUAUUGACAAAUGGUAAGGGUACUAGAAGGCAAUAUGGCGAAUUUAAUCUAGACGAACUCAGAGAAGGCGAUCGUGUGGGAAUGAUGAGAAAAUCCAAUGGAAACUUACAUUACUACAUAAAUGGCCAGGAUCAGGGUGUAGCAGCUACACGCGUAGCUCAGACUUUGUGGGGUGUAAUAGAUCUUUAUGGAAUGACGAUUAAGGUUACAAUUGUAGAUCGUGAUGAAAGGGAGCAGCAAAAUUUAGUUACAAGGCGUAACAAUUUAAUGACAAUGCAAAGUGGGGGAGUAUCAUCUAUCGGAAAUGCAAAUGCAAGCACAAAUGGAAUACCAAACGGCACUAUAGUAUAUCAAAACCCUUCAGACACAGCGGAAUUCGAAGAUAUUAUGUAUCCUGGAGAUUUAGCAAGAGCUAUUGGAGGGCGAAGUGAAGAUCGCUUGACAUUUCAUCCCAUAUGUGGUUCUCACGCCACAGUUACGCAUAGUGGCAGAACAGCAUUGCGUCCAAAUGCUUCAGAUGAUUUUAAUAAUGGGGUUGUGCUUACCAGACGUACGUUGAAACCGAAUGAAUUGUUCCAAGUAAGAUUGGAGAGAGUUGUUACAAAAUGGGCCGGUUCAAUCGAAAUGGGUGUUACGACUCAUACACCACAAGAGCUUGAAUUUCCUUUCACAAUGACAAAUGUUCGAUCUGGGACAUGGAUGAUGACUGGUAAUGGAGUCAUGCAUAAUGGAACCACUGUUAUAGAACAAUAUGGACAAAACUUAGAUCGUUUGCAAGUUGGUGAUAGAGUAGGUGUAGUUAGAAAAGAUGAUGGGACACUUCAUUUUUGGGUUAAUGGUGUAGAUCAAGGUGCUGCUGCAACUAAUGUCCCCGAAAAAGUGUAUGGAGUAAUUGACCUUUAUGGUCAAGCUGCUCAAGCCAGCAUAGUCGAUACGUCCGAAUGUGGUAGUCCUGAUACAGGAAAUUCGACCAUCUCAAAUACUACACUGUAUAGCGAACCGCCUUUGCGUUUUCACUCUAUUCAUGGGAAGAAUGCUCGUAUUACACAUGGUGGACUUACGGCAAGUAGACCUAAAGCUUUAGCAGAGUUUAGCGACGCAAUCGUUUUCUCUAAUAGACCUUUGAGGCAACGUGAGUUAUUUGAAGUUGUUCUUGAAACAAUUGUUGGCCAUUGGUCUGGGAAUAUUGAAAUUGGUGUAACUGGUGUUCGGCCCGAGGAUAUUCAAUUAACUAGUAAUGCAACUGAUCUCGAAUGUGAUACAAUAAUUUUGUGCGGUAGUGUAGUCUUUCAUAAUCGUAAAAUAAUUCGAAAUAAUAUUGCAUUUGACUUGGACACUUUAGUAGCGGGAACAAAAGUUGGAGUUAUGAGAAAUGGAGACGGCGUACACUUUUUUAUAAAUGGCGUUGAGCAGGGGCCAGUUUGCGAAUGCCGAAUGCAAAAUGUUUGGGCCGUGAUUGAUUUAUACGGCCAAUGCGCUCAAGUCAGUUUAACAAGCGGCCAAAGUGGUGAUAUUAGAGCUCCAUAUGCAACCAGCGAAAAUUCCCAAAGUUUUCAAGCGACUUCGGUAAUUCAGCCUGCCUUAGAAACAAAACACAGAUGGACAUGUAUUUCCGGAAAUGUUACUCUUUCACAAAAUUGGACUAUCGCUUCAAGGGUAACUGGAGCUUCAGCUGCAUUGUCAAGAUGUUUAGUAUUCUCAGAGCAUCCUUUGGCUGUUGGGUCACCCUUUGAAGUUACUAUAACUUCACAUAAUCCAUUAUUUGCAGGCUGUUUAAAUAUUGGUGUAACUGAUUUAAAUUUGUCUGAUGAGCAUGUUCGAAAAAAUAUUCCUUUAAGUAUGAAAAGAAUUCCAGCAAAUGUGUGGUAUGUUUCUGGUAAUGAAGUCCGUUAUAACCGGUCAUUGCUACAUCAUUCAAUGGCAUCUCUGGAAUGGUUAAGGGUUGGUGAUAGAAUUGUCCUAGAACUAACACCAGCGAGAACCUUGAGAAUAUUAUUGAAUUCAGAGGAUAUGAACAUCAACUUUCAAAAUAUUUCAAAUGAUGUUUAUGUUGUUGUGGAGCUUCAAGGUUCAACAAUGGCUGUGGAAGUGAUUUCUUCACAAGGUCCUACCUCACCAUUACGACCUUGUAGUUUAAGGUUACAGGAUUCUUUGGAGCUAGGAAUAGAUCCCCUCAAUAAGCAAGACUCUAUGCUAGAGUCAAUUGAUUCUGAAUCGUUAAGUUUCGAAUUUUCUGAUUUUCAUGGGAAAAAUAUUAAGCUUUCUGAUGAAAGACGUUGUGCACAAAGAAUUCAGUCUUAUAAUCAGGCUUUGGUUUAUAUAACGAAACCUCUUUGCAAAGGACAUAGCAUUAGUAUUAAAAUAGAUGCUAUUAAUUCGAAGUGGAAAGGAACAAUUGGUGUUGGAGCUCUGGGUUUGUGCCCGCAAAUCAAUAACUUCCAAUUUCCAACAUCCAUAGUGCUAUCGAAGAGACCUUGUUGGGUUGCAACUCAUGAUUACAUUAAUAUUAAUAGUAACAAAAUUGCAUCAAAAUAUGCGGAAGUAUUAGAACAUAUUCAGCCUGGAACUGUUAUAACCAUGUCAUUAUCUCAUGCUGGUACUUUAGCAUUGACUGUUGGUCAAACAAAUUUGGAUGAAUUAGCAGCUGGUCUGCCAAAUCAUGUGUACCCGGUUUUUGAUGUAUAUGGAAAAUGUGAAAAAAUUUCUAUAAUAAAUGGUGAAUUACGCAACGGUACACCUAUAAUUGAAGAAGUUUCGCUGGAUCACGAUAAUUUGAUUGAAUCGGAUCAUAAUGUACCACAGUGUGAAAAAGCUGACUUAGAAGUACAUGAGAAAGAAACAGAAAUACAACAGGUUAAUGGAAUAAUUCCAGUAGCAGCUACGAAUUCCGUGGCAAUAUCGUCUCAAACAACAACUGGAACUUCUUCAACACCACAGGCUUCCACAACCGCAAAUCCAAGUGGCAAUAUGGAAUCAAAUAGUAAUAGUGUCAUUAUGUCGGGUAGCACAGGGUCUAAUACAAUGAAUCGUUCUGUCAUGGAAAGUAUGUCAGAGAAUUUAUUAUUAAAUAUUUCAAUUAAGAAUCGCUCACUAGAAUCUAAAGUAGAACCAAGUUCCUCUAAUUCAUCAUGUUGUUUACGUGAAUCAUUGCAACUACAACACAAUACAAAUUUAAACAUUCAGCGCAGCCAAAGCACGCAACGGUUCAACGCAUCAUCUAGUACACCAACAAAUAACGACACUAAUAAAGAUCAACAAUACCAUGCUGAGCAACCAAUUCAAGAAGGUGCUCAAAACUCGUUCUCCGGUACAACUACGAAUGUUAUGGCCCCCACAACAACAAAUGUAUCUUGCAUUCCUAAUAAUAACAUUCCAUCCACAUCAUCUGAUAAUAUUUCAUCGAAGAAUUCACGCGAAAAUUUGUUCGAAAACCUUGACAACGCUGACGAUGACAACAAUAACAGCAAUAGUAAUAUAUUAAAUGAUAGUAAUUUAAAUAACAGUUCAAACUUAAAUGUUCAACAAAAUUUGUCAAACUCUGCUCCAAUUUCUAUUCAAAAUCAACCGUCACAACAACUUUCUCAACAAACUCAACCAUUUCAACAUCUGGGCAAUCUAAUAGAUUCUAAUUUGGAGUCAUUAGAAACGAUAGAAGAUGAAUUGUCAAGACAAUUGUCAGAAACUCAAAUUGAUUCUCUAAGUACAUAUAGAAGUUAUUCAGAUUUUGAAUCUAUUCCGAGCAUAGAAGCAAAAGAUUGUGAAUACUUAAAAGUUGUAUGUGGCUUUAAGCGCACACUUGUAUUACCAGAUGCAUUUUUUCAAUUAAAACCACCAAUAUGUUUGUGUCAGAAUUGUUAUUCAGUCGGUGCGAAUCGUUCUCUAAUGAAUAGCGAUAACUCUCAUUGUCUUUUGAAUUGGGUCUAUUUUAAAUUAAAUACACAGUCGAUUAAUAAUCCUAAUAGUGCAACACAGCAACAUAAUUUCGAUUCAAGUGAUUGGAUGAAAGUUUACUAUGCAACAAGAGUUGAUAAAAUUCGUGCAAUAUUAGAUCAUGGACAACCCAUACCGAUAGAGUCAUCAUGCAAUAAUGAUAGCUCACAUCUUGGUAAUAAAUGUAGUAAUACUAAUGUUAAUAGUAGUAAUAGCAGUAUCAGCGGAAGCAAUACCAGUUGUAAUAAUUCUGGUACUGCAAAAACAAAACAAAAAGAUGAACCAGGAACGCAUUUAUUAUUACAUUGGUAUCCACCGCCAGAUAUAAAAGCUUUAAAUGCAGCUCAUCGAUAUUAUUCAAAUGAUAUAGGAUAUACUAUUGAAACUGCUUUUGAAGUUCUAGUACGAAAACAAUCAUUAUGUUUUGCAUCUUCGUCAUCGAAUGGAUCCAAUAAACCGUCAACAAGUCUAUUAACCGCACGUAGUAUUGAUGAUGAAAGAGAUACCGUUGAUGAUAGUUUAAAUAGCACUGGAACAAGUAGUAAUAACUCAUGGAAUACACGUUCAAAUUCAACUGGUAAUGCCAAUUGUAAAGAUUUCUUCCAUACCCAUUCCCAGCAACCUACAAUGUUUACAAAAGAAGCAGGCGCUUGCAUUUUAACAGCUUUGAUAUUAAAAUUAGUUCCUGUUGAGGGUGAUUCGUUAGAGGGACAUCACCAUCAGCAGCAACAAACACAACCACAACAACAGUAGAUAAAAAUAUUCAAGCAUUAAAUGUUUAUAAAUUAAAAUUUAUCAAUUAAUUAUGUUUCAAUAAUUUUUUCUGUCUUUUGUACAAAACGAGAGAAAAAAAAUUAACAAAAAAAAUACUAAUAUACACACAAAAGUUAAAAAAAAAAAAAACAACAAAAAAACCAAAAAAUUAUACUGCUAUAAAAUUAUAAUUAUGUAAGUCCAAAACAAAACCAAAAUCUAAUGGAAGUUAUUUUGCUACAAAAUAUACAUUAAAUAGAAUUUAAAUUAAAAAUUAAAAUAUUAUAAGUAAUUACCAACCUAUUGCACUUAAGAUUUUUUUACAUAAUUUUAAAUUUCCAUCUCGAAUUAAGUUCUCAAGUUCUUACGCUAGUCAAAGUGUUUCAAAAAUUCAAUUAUAUAUAUAUAAUAUACUACAAGAAUAAUUAAAAUUAAUUAAAAAAAUUUUAAAAUUAAAGGAAAUAUUAAAAUCGAGUAUUCAGCCACAUUUUGGUAGUUACAUCCCUUGACAUGAUAGGUUGUUAUUGAAAAAACUUGUAAUUAUCUGAAUAAAAUUAAUUUCGAAAUUCGUAAUUCUAUACUGGAAAUCAAAGUACUUUUCAAUAAUAUCCCAUCACCUCAAUUAAAGUGACUAAGACAAAUUAUGUGAAUGUAAAUUUUCUAUUAUUUUCCUAUUGUUAAUUUUAUUUUCAAUUAAAUUAAUUUGUUUUCAUACUAUACUUUCUCUAUAGUUUUAGAAUACAGAUUUAUGCUAUACAAUAAUUUCUUUUCAUUUUAUCAUAAGAAAAUAUUAAAAAAAAAAAAAAGUGGUGCUUUGAUGGUAUGAUAAAAUAGCUAUUCGUUUAACUAUUGUUAGAAAAUGAAUUUGAGUCCCACCCAUAUGUUAAAGAAGUAACUAUGUAUUUUUUUUAUAACAAAACUAAAACAUAAUGCACUCAAUAAAAUAAUCAUUUUCCAAGCUUAAGGAUAGAAAAAAAUCAUUAGCUCAGAGGAAUUAUAGCUAUUCUAUUCCUUAUAUUACUUACAGGGUAAUUAUAGGAUACUGUAUAUGUAGUAAUUUAAUAUUAAGAUAUUAAAAAAAAAACUUAAAGUAUUAAAAGCAAAAAAACAUGAGGAAAAUUAAAUAAAGGCUGCAUAUAAAAUAAUUUUUUUUUAAUUAAUUUAAUUUAAAAAUAUAUAUAAUUUUAUUUAAAAAGAAAAUUUAAGCAUUUAAAUUUAAAGAAAAUUUUUUUAAAUAAAAAUUUAAAUAGAAAAAAAAAAAGACAAAAGAAUUAAUUCUGUUAAUAAAAUGUAAUUUGAAAAUUAAAAUGUCCAUUUAUAUAUACACUUGAAGCAGUUAAUAAAUUAAGUAAAAAGUAACUAUAUAUAAUAUAUUUUUACAAAUUUUCUAGCUUAGAUUAAAUAGGUUGCAUAUUUAAAUAAUUGUAUGUACUAAAAAUAUUGUUUUUUUUUUUACUAUUUUAGAAUUUUUGUUUUAUUUUUUUCAUAUCUCAGUUUCAAAUAUACUAUAUUAUAUAAUGUGUACAUACCAUGCUUUUUAAUAAACGCAUUAUAUCGUGGCAUAUUGAGAAAACUGUGCUAUAUUUAUGGUCACAAACAAAUGUGGCUAACCUAGUUUGUUCAUAAAUGUUACUAAAUUUUUGCAAUAUAAUGAAAUUAUUAUGAGUAGCGCAGUAAAAUCAUAUGAGUAAAAUUUAUGCUGUUAUUAUGCAUUUAUGAACAAAAAUAUAACGCGAUAUAUUUCGUUUAUAAAAAAAUCUAUUAUGUACAAACUUUUGUGCAAAAUAAUAAUUUAAAUAAGAUGACUAAUUGUAAAUAAAAACUGAAAGUAAAGACUAACAUCUUUAAAUAAUUUAUGUUUUUAGACUCUUCUUUUUUUUCAUAAUUAUUCUAUAUUA
This is a messenger RNA of Condylostylus longicornis, 7904 nucleotides long. It is a transcript of the gene Neurl4, whose product is annotated as neuralized-like protein 4. The coding region runs from base 343 to 6006 and encodes 1887 amino acids. The record is from RefSeq and is a predicted model, not a curated record. The transcript has 7 exons. NCBI's taxonomy places the organism in Eukaryota, Metazoa, Arthropoda, Insecta, Diptera, Dolichopodidae.